This is a messenger RNA of Akanthomyces muscarius, 819 nucleotides long. RefSeq lists its product as uncharacterized. NCBI's taxonomy places the organism in Eukaryota, Fungi, Ascomycota, Sordariomycetes, Hypocreales, Cordycipitaceae. The transcript has a single exon. The record is from RefSeq and is a predicted model, not a curated record. The coding region runs from base 1 to 819 and encodes 272 amino acids.
AUGAAGUCUUACCAAUUCCUUCUUUCUCUGACCGCUGCUCUGCCUCUGCAGGCUCGCGGAAUGCCAGCUCGGCAGAAGGGCUCUGCUACUAUUCCCGCAGACUAUGGACACUAUGCCACCUAUGUAUUCCCUGCAGACAAUGCGUCAUUUCCUCUAUAUGUCCAGGGCCAUGAUGGAGAGGCAAAGGUGGUUACAUUGGAUCUGUCUACAUUUCAAGUGGAGAGCAAAUGGCAGCAAAAGCACUUCAAAACGAUGAGGAUGGAUAAUCACGCCAUUGAAGAUCGUGAUGUAUGCGAAGCAAUAGCCGUCUGCUACCAACAGGCCGCAGAAACGGCUACUACAGCAAGUCUCUGGCUUGCAAACACAGUUGGAAACACCUGCAAGAACAUUGGCUCAAGCAUCUGGCACUAUUUCUCAGACAACAAUUACGAAAACCUCCAUUCAAUUCUGCAACAAGCAGCCGUUGGGCUUGCCAUUAACAUCGCGUCGACGCCGCUUGGCAAUGUCAUAUUGAACUCUGGCCAUCAAGCUACAUCCGGCCAGGACAAAUGUGGCACACGAGAGCCAGAGAAUCUGGCCAACGAUUUUGCAUCGGCACUGCAACAGUUCUGCGAGGCGAUCCAGAAGUCUAAGGAUACCGUUACGGACAAUCACUACUACUCUGGCGAGCUGAAGGAUGAUGAAAGCAGUCAGGACGGCACAAUGGCAAUCACUAAAGCAUUUAUCGCAUCUCAGGCAGGCAAUUUUGGUCCGGCUUGUAAAGCCCUUGGCAUUGAAUGGAAGCGAUCACUACGAGCUCUGUCAAACAUGUUGCAGUGA